GGUUUCCACAAUAGACACAUUCAGUGGCGAUGGAAGCCUGGGUGCGCGACAAGGUGUCGCGUCUGAACUUGGACGCCUCGGUCUACGUCGAGUACGCGCUCGGCCUGCUGCAAGAUGAAGACAUGGACGUUUCGGAGCGCGUGGCCAGCGUGAUCGCCGUUUUCUCCGGAGCAGCGGACGGUCUUGUGGCCCAAGACGUUCUGGACCAGACUCUGGACGAGACUAAAAUGACGCAGGACGUCGAGAAACUGCUCCAGGCUGAACAACAGCAGUCCCAACAAGAAGCGGAGCUCAGACUGGCUGAGAAGCAGAUGAAAGACUUGCAGAUCCGAGAGAAACAGCGUCAGGAGGCCGAGGAAGCGGCCGAGCGCGAGAGACAAAAGGCCGCCAAUCGCCUAAAGAACAUGACACGCGAGGAGAUUGCAGCCCGUGAGCAACUUAUCAGCAAUUAUGGCUUCACAGUCAUGUCAGAGUUUGACGAGGAAGGCAACGUGGUAAAGAUUAAGGACAAGGAGAAGGUUACGGAGGACGUGGGACCUGCUAAUUCCAACAAACAGAGAGUGCAGCAGGCGCAGAACGCCAUGCGGGAGAAGAUGAAGAAGGACCACGAGAAGAAAGUCAAAUACGAGAAGGAACUAGAACCAUGA
Molecule: messenger RNA, 647 nt
Organism: Phytophthora nicotianae INRA-310
Lineage: Eukaryota; Oomycota; Peronosporomycetes; Peronosporales; Peronosporaceae
Exons: 2
Coding region: 30-647 (205 amino acids)
Source: RefSeq, a predicted model, not a curated record